UUCGGAUUCGGCUGUGUGUGUUUGCUUGGAAAACUUAUGACGACCGUGCGCUGUCAACGGUUUAGUGGAGUAACGGCCACAGCUGCAAACGGACGUCGGUAGAGCUCAGUUGCGUACGUUGAAAGUAUUGGGGUGCUCCCAUAAUCAAGGGAAGGCAAGCAAAUGAAAAAAAAAUUAAAUUGUAAAAAAAUCGGAAAAAUAUAGAUUUUUGUAUUUUGUGUUGAGAAAAGCAAAAAAGAAUGAAAUAAGCAGGAAAAAGUGUUGUUGCCUUGAAAAAUGAAAAUUGGCUGAAAAGCGCAAUGCAAAAAAAAUAAAUAAAUUAAAAAAAGCAGCAUUUUAGCUCGUUGAAAAUUUCAAGAAAAGUAAAGAAAAGUGCGUGUGUGUGUAUAUGUGUGACACAGUGUAUAUAUGAAGAAAUAUACAUAUAAGUAUAUAUGUAUAUAUACUAAGGGCAGUGAAAAUAAUUUCGUGCAUUAAUACAUAUACUGCUGCUGUUUGAAAAAAAGCAUAUACUUCUAGCAGUUGCAGGUGGCAGCGCAGUAAAGUAAUAACAAUUUCUUCGAGUGAAGAAUUUUGCUAAACGUUUUUGCAGCAGAACUGGCCUGCAAGUGUCUAUGCUGAAAAGCAAUGGCGAAAUAAAUGUGCUGGAAAUGUGGCUAUGCAAAUAAGCGUAUAAGUGAGAUUUAAUGUCGAAAUUUUUACAUAAUUGGCUUUCGGCUAAUCUGCUGAUUCAAAUUAAAAAAAGAGAAGAAGAAGAAGUGAAGCAUUGUCUUAAAAUGUGUUGAGGAUUAAUAACGGAAAAUAUAUAUACAACAAAGAGUCAAAUAUAUAUAACACAUAUAUAUAUAUAUAAAUAUAUUCAUAAAUACCCUGCUUUUCAACUACGCUAUUAACCUGCUACUUCGUAACAAAAACAAAAAACUAAAGCUUCGCGUGACCAAAUACUCAUUGAACAAGCUGAUUAUAUGUGUAUAAUUGAGUGGCGAAAGAAAACCAUCGGCUUGCCUGUAUGUUUAAUAAUGAUACCGCUACAACUAUAGCCGCUAGCAUACAUACAUACAACCCGAUAUACAGACAGACAUAUAUUGAUUUGAUUCGAUUGUCAUCAUUAAGUGCUAUUCACAUUGAUAAGCUGCCAAAAAUUAGUAGAAUACGCGCCGUUGUGAUACAUAAAUGUGAAAAGUGCGAAAACGAUUUAGUAUGAAUAGUUGACUGACAGCGCAUUGAACGGACACACGUCUACACAUAUACAUUUAUAGUAGAGUAUUUGAGAGCCAGAGGAACUCAAUAAGCUGUGAUUCAAGGAACAAAAGACAUGAGGAGUGGCCGCUGCUCAACACAAACGAAUAGUUUCAAAGUGCUUAAUACCGUUAUUACUACAGAGCAUUUACGUGGUGAAUUGAGAUCUUAAACAGUUGCAAAUAUUUUGUUUGCAUCGAUUUGAAAGCUGUAGACGCAACGGAAGUCAAAAAAUUCAUUCAUUUGAAAUUGUGAGACUAUAAUAACAAAAUUGAUGCAAUGUAGCGUGGCGGACUUAUGGUCGGCGAACGCGAUAGAGACCGUGAUACGGUACGCUGGGAAACGGGUGAUGCAACACCGCCCCAAUUUAAUAAUGGAGGUAUGCAAAUGGUCGGACAAUUGCAUGGUGGACAGGCUGCUAGCCAACAACAACAGCAAAAACAACAACAGUCGCAACGUGAUCUACAGCUACAACAGCAACAGCAACAACAACAAUUGCAACUGCAACAGCAGCAACAACAAAUAUUGCAACAGCAACAACAACAACAACAGACCAGUAACUGGAUUGAAACCGAAACGCUUGGUCGCAACCCGGCAACUGGAUCGGCCAGUGCCAUUGGCAACAUCGGUCACAUCCAAGCGCCGGGUUACGGCAUUGGUGUCGGCAUCGGAAUCGACGUCACACACGAACCGAGCGACAACAACGAUAAUCAAGCCUACUACGAUACAAGCGGUAAUGUCGAUUGGGUCCGAGCGAUGGGAACCGGUGGAGCUAGUUCAUUUGGUUGCGGCACUGGAGCUGUCCCAACAACUGGCAAUCUUGCUUAUAACAAUGACACAACUGCUACGGCUGCCGGCGCAGUCAACAUCAGUCAACGUAAUCUCAACAAUAUCGCCGGCGGAGGUGGAGGUGGAGGCGGUGGCAGCAUUGGAAACUUGGACUAUGCUGAUGGCGGCAGCAUUACUGGCGCAUCCGCCACAACCACGCACACUGCCGGCGGUCCUAUGGGCAAUGGCGGUAUCGGCGGUGUCGGCGGCAUGGUCGGCGGUGGUAGUCAAAAUAUCGUCGGCAUUGGCGGUGCCAGCACCGGUGCUGGCAGUACCGGCGCUGUUGGCAAAGAAGUACGAUACGCUCCAUUCCCGAUACCAUCACCGACACAUUCGAAUCCGACAACUUCCCAGCUGCACGGCAGCAUGGGUGCGGGCGCAUUGCAACGCGCACAUUCCAGAUCCAUGUCCUCCAUACCACCGCCCGAACCCUUUAUGAUAGCGCAAUCGAAGCAAAUGAAUAGUCGCGUCUCCAUCAAUGUUGGCGGUGUCAAGCAUGAGGUAUUGUGGCGUACGCUCGAACGAUUGCCGCACACACGUUUAGGUCGUCUACGUGAAUGUACCACACACGAAGCUAUCAUUGAACUAUGCGACGAUUAUUCAAUUGUCGACAACGAGUACUUCUUCGAUCGACAUCCGAAGAGUUUCAGUUCCAUAUUAAAUUUCUAUCGCACUGGUAAAUUGCACAUCGUCGACGAGAUGUGCGUACUGGCAUUUAGUGAUGAUCUCGAGUACUGGGGAGUUGAUGAGCUGUAUCUGGAGUCCUGCUGUCAGCACAAGUACCAUCAGCGCAAGGAGAACGUGCACGAGGAGAUGCGCAAAGAGGCUGAAUCGUUGCGACAACGUGACGAAGAGGAAUUCGGCGAAGGCAAAUGUGCCGAAUAUCAAAAGUACUUGUGGGAGCUGCUCGAGAAACCGAACACCAGCUUCGCUGCGCGGGUUAUCGCAGUGAUAUCCAUACUAUUUAUAGUCCUGUCUACCAUAGCCCUGACGUUGAACACCCUACCACAACUACAACACAGUGAGAAUGGUACACCAUCUGAUAAUCCGCAAUUGGCUAUGGUUGAAGCCGUUUGCAUAUCGUGGUUCACCUUAGAAUAUAUACUUAGGUUUAGUGCAUCACCGGAUAAAUGGAAAUUCUUUAAGGGUGGCCUUAAUAUAAUCGAUCUAUUGGCAAUACUCCCAUAUUUUGUUUCCCUAUUCUUAUUGGAGACGAAUAAGAAUGCAACGGACCAGUUCCAGGAUGUGCGCCGGGUGGUGCAAGUAUUUCGCAUCAUGCGCAUCCUGCGAAUCCUUAAGCUGGCCCGUCACUCAACGGGCCUGCAGUCGUUAGGCUUUACGCUACGUAAUUCAUAUAAGGAACUCGGUCUACUAAUGCUGUUCCUGGCAAUGGGCGUUCUCAUAUUUUCUUCGCUGGCAUAUUUUGCCGAAAAGGAUGAAAAGGAUACAAAAUUCGUUUCAAUACCGGAAACAUUUUGGUGGGCGGGUAUUACAAUGACAACUGUUGGCUACGGGGACAUCUAUCCCACUACUGCACUGGGAAAGGUUAUUGGUACUGUGUGUUGCAUAUGCGGUGUUCUGGUAAUCGCUUUGCCUAUUCCCAUCAUCGUUAACAAUUUUGCUGAAUUUUAUAAGAAUCAGAUGCGACGCGAGAAGGCGCUAAAGCGACGCGAAGCGCUCGAUCGGGCCAAACGUGAGGGCAGUAUUGUAUCAUUUCAUCAUAUCAAUUUGAAAGAUGCCUUCGCCAAAUCGAUGGAUCUCAUUGAUGUCAUUGUGGAUACAGGCAAGCAAACAAAUGUCGUACAUCCGAAAGGUAAAAAUCAGAAAGCGCCAAAUAUAGGAAAACAACCAUUGAGCGCUAUAAUCGCAGGGCACAAUCUCUCGCAGACCGAUGGGAAUAGCACCGAGGAUGGCGAAUCCACGAGCGGCGGUGGUCGCAAUCCGGCCACCACGGGCGCCGGCUGUUACCGCAACUAUGAUCAUAUGGCCAAUAUGAGGAAUUCGAAUAUGACGCAUCACUUUCGUCCAUCUGUACCUGAUCAGGAAUCAGUUCCUCCAUAUAGUUAUGUCGAUACUCCGAACGCCCACCUUACGUCCAUGACGGCCAUGGAGAGUUACAAGCGUGAACAGCAGCAGCGUCAAUUGCAGGCGCAGCUGUUGCGCGAACAGCGUGAGAAGCUGGAGCAGUUGGCGGCGCAACAGGAAGCGGAUGCCGCAUUGCUGACAACAGCAGCCGCCACACUUUUGAAUGUCACCAAACCGUUAACCACCACCACGCCAGCCAACGCCAAUGUAGUUGGCACUGCGAAUGGUGGCGCGAAUGUUGUGUCCGGCAGUGGGAAUGCGGCUGGCUCGGGCUCCACUUCGGCGACAGUUGCGGCAGCGGCAGCGGCAACAGCAUCAGCAUCGGCAGCGGAUCAGGAUACUGCCGCGAAUUCAUCGCAAGCGGGUGAUAGUGUAUCGUUGGUGCCAUCCGGUCCACGGCCAUUGCAAAUGAUGAUCGCACCUGGGGAAGUGGCCGAGCUGCGUCGUCAGGUGGCACUUGAGAAUUUGCAAAACCAAAGAAUGGAUAAUCUGGAGCAGGAUGUACCUGUGGAAUUUGAAUGCUGUUUUUGCACAACGAAGGACUUCAAGGAGUUCACCGAUGCCGAGGGUGUAAUUUCGCUUCCAACGUCGGACUUCCACAAGUCCGUUUGCCUGGAGAUGCGUAUGGCUGCCAAUCAGGCGGCGAACCGACAUCUGCGCGCCAAUCAAUACGGUUUGCUGGCCCCACCUACACAUAUGCCCGGUCCGUUGCUGCCCACGUCACAGCCCCAGCUGGCCGGCACAAUUGCAGCCGCAACCGGUGACGCGCAUGCCGAAGUCAUAUUCUCGAUUGGCGGUGGUGGUGGUGGCGUCGCUAUGCGUACACCACACCAUCUGCCCCACCACACUGCCACUGGCCUUGCGCCAAUUGCAUCGCAAUCAUCGUCCACCUCAUCGUCGUAUGGCACCACAACGUCCACAACAAUUGCGCUGCCACUGGACGCCACGCCAUUUCGUUACCCACCUUUCAUCACCAGCUAUAGCAAUAAUAAUUUCAAUUAUAACUAUAAUAAUAACUUCAAUACCACAUCGGUGGGUGCGUGUCCCGGUCUGUCAAUGGCCACGGGUAAUGUUGCGCUGACAUUGGGUAGCAAUCUGAAUAACAACUUCAAUGUCAAUAUAAACAAUAAUAAUAAUGCCGAUUUGGCGAGCGUCGAUAGUUCGGACACGUAUGCCAGCUGCCAAACACAUCCAUUUCAUUCACAAGGUGAUCUCACUGCCGAUUUGGCCGACGAAGCAUGCGCACUGGACAUUGACAUGGAUAAUUUGUAUAUAAAUCCAUUGGAAAAGGAGACGACAACAUCAGCGAGUGGGCCGGGCACAACGGGUUACAUCGUUGGACUGCCACCAACCGGUGCCACUGGCUUGACUGCGAUGGGGCUGGCGCGUUCACAGGUGAAGAAGAGCACAUCUGGCGAUACGGCGCUGCGUAACUUGGCCGCUGGCGGUCUCAGUCCCAUGGAUGAGAUAUAUCAAAAUUUCGAGGUGCAAGAACGCGGUAGUCGUGUUAGUCUCAAUGAGAAUCCAGUGCCAAAACAUCGUAAGACACGUUUCCAAAGCUUCACGUCGAUAUCGGGCGGCGCGGGCGCAACGAAUAAGCCGCGUGCACGUUUCGAAGAGGUCAAGAUCAUACAGGAUGGUAUGAGCGGUAGUCACGAGAGUAGUCCAGCCAGCAGCGGGAGUAAAAAGAAACGUUCCUCUUUUAUGCCCGGUAAAAGUUUAGCCACUGCCACCAAGCUGAUCAAUCAGCAUCUGUUCGGUAUACAGAAUGUUGGACAAAAAGCCAAAUUCGAAAGUAAACAUUCCUCCUCGAUAGAUUCUAUCGAUGCCUCACCAAAUCUCGAACAACAUCGUCGCUCCAAAUCGAUACUGAAAAACAAGUCGGAUAUCUCACGUGUUCUAGCCGAUCCGGAGAGUGAGCGUUUGCUCGCCGACAACAUGUCGGGUUCGGGUGUUUCGGACAACGGCACCGUCAUGGGCGAAUCUGGCAGCGAUUACUCACCGAAUAAAUUACCUCACUCAAUUUUAGCCAAGUCUAUUUCCCCACCACCAUUACGGCAUCGCAUGUUGAUACAGCAACGCUCCGGACCAGCGAAUCUGCAGUCGCGUCCUACCAAAUUCCAAACACCACGCUAUCCCGAGGAGCAAGCACUGCGUCAAGUCAAACCGAUGUUGGCACGUUCCUCGGCCACAUCGCAUAUGUCUGGCGACAGUCGCUACGAUUCGACCAAUAGAGAUAGCAGUUUAGACUCGGAGACCACAUUCACAUCCAAUGUGAAUAUACGCAGCGAUCCCGGUGAUGGUGGUGCCACAGUAAGCAAUGGCGAGGCAGGCGGCUCCAGUGAUGAAAAUCGUUCACUACUACAACGUGGCAACUCGGAUGAGCAAAAUGAGCGAGAUGACGGUGCUGGUGGGGAUGCUGGCGCCACGUAGCAAUUACUGAAAAAGCCAAAGAGCGAAUAAUAACGCCUACUUUCCGCUCCCUCCGACAGUGACAGUGAUAGUGAAUAAAACGCUUAGCAAUCAGCGAUUAAGAACAUGCAAAACAUACAAAAAAAAAAAACAAAAAAAACAACAACAACAAAGUUAAACUUAUUACAUUUUAUAUAAUAAUUAAAAGUAAAAUUCAUAUACAACACGCAUACAUAUAAACAUUUACUCAUACAUAUACAUACAUAUGUAGAUAUGUAAGGGUGAUGUUUGAAACGUCAUGUGAAAUGAAAAGCAAUGAACAUUAACAUUUAAGUGGAGGAGUAAAGAAGAUAUUUAGAACGUACAUACAU
Molecule: messenger RNA, 6935 nt
Organism: Zeugodacus cucurbitae (melon fly)
Lineage: Eukaryota; Metazoa; Arthropoda; Insecta; Diptera; Tephritidae
Gene: Shab
Product: potassium voltage-gated channel protein Shab
Exons: 14
Coding region: 1537-6585 (1682 amino acids)
Biological process (GO): potassium ion transmembrane transport; protein homooligomerization
Cellular component (GO): membrane; voltage-gated potassium channel complex
Molecular function (GO): delayed rectifier potassium channel activity; protein binding
Source: RefSeq, a predicted model, not a curated record